AUGCCGCUUGAUCUCGAUUCUCUUCCUCCAAACACAAGCUUUGAAACGAUCCUUCCGCAGCUUCGCAAAGCUGUCAUCGGCAACCCGGCCUUAAAGGCCCGGCUCACUCGUGCUCCAGACUUUCUCUGGUGGCUCCAGAGCCAGAUGUGCUCAGCCCUCGAGAAUUUGGACCACGGUUGGCCUGAAUUCGCCUCCCGCAUAGAGUUUUUACAUCUCUUGGUCACCCCGGAACUGUCUGUUACUCCGGGAGCAGACCAUGCACAGCUUAUGUGGUGUGUGCCGCUUAUAGGAAGGUUUCUUGACCAUGUGUCCGGUAAAGCGCUUGCUGAAGCUUUUGUGGACCCAUCCGAAUCUUCGUGGACUCUUCUAGACCUGAUGGUUACUAGUGCCUUUUCCAUAUUGCUUGAAUUAGCCAACGUACUGCCUCUUGCUGUGGCCGAGUCUGCAGAUCCAUUUUGGCGUUCAAUAACCCUGGUUGCUUUGGUCACUCACUCUCCCUCAUCCGAUACCUUCCCCUUGAAGAAAGCCCUUCAAGCGGGUCUUGCUUUAGUGCCCGUGUACUUGGAAAGUGAUCCGGGGGCGAACGCCGAUGCUCUUCUUGCAGUUGUAUUGCGCCGUUUGCUCACUGAGUUUGACCACUUUCCAAAAGGCGAGGAACUGAAAUCUAUUGAGAAGAAUGCCGAACUUACUUCGUCCACGUUCUCAAACCUCAAUGAUAUGCUCAUGCCCAACACUGUUCCUGACUUCCACACAUUGGAAAAAGUGGUGCAUAUUCCGAUUUUGUGCUCUUUGAUUGUGGUGGCCGCACAGUUACUCAAUUACUUCAAGCCCCGCCAAAGAUCUCUCUCACUUCUUGAACGUCAGUUUUACAAUUCUACUGAAGUGCGUCUUUGCUUGGUAGCCUUACUUCAAAGCAACGGAGUACAUCUUUUGAGUACUGCAACACUAAAUUUGAUCUCCUGCUAUUUGGAUCAUAUCUCCUCUGCUUCUCAUUCACAAGAGAAGCUUGCGACAUCUAUCAUUGAGAGUUUGUUUCCUCGCAUUAUUGACCUUCUCGGAAUCUCAAAUAAGAUGGUCGUGUUGCCCAAGUUUUUGGAGCUUCCCAUAUCAAUUCUCUCUGAUCUUUGUUUGAAAUACCCAGGAGUUUGCUCCUAUAUCCGUAAUACAAAUGUGGAUUUCCAGAUAAUGCUGGAAUUGGAGUCGCUUUUCUCGCAAUCUUUGCUUUUGAAGCAAAUUCAUAUCCUCAAGACCUCCUCUGGUUGUGGCACUAAGCUUGUGAAUUUCAAUGCCUUGAAGUCUCUGAUAACUGAAUCCCGUUUGUUGGAUGACGGUGUUCAAACGGCUCAGAUGGAUACCAUUGCAAAUUAUUUGCUUUUACUCAGUGUGUUCACCAGUUCGAACGAUGAAUUCAGAAGGCGUGUUGCUUCGUUUAAAGACAACAAGCAGGACAAAAAUACCACCAACUUUUUGAGUCUAAUGGUUUUCGAACUUGUUGACAACUUCAGAUUUUUGUGUGAGCAAAUGUUGCUUAGCUAUAAAGCUUUCCUGGCUUUUCAAAAGCUUCCUCGGGAAAAGAGCGAACCUGAUUUUUUACCUUGGUUUGGCGGCCAUGUUGGCAUGCUUAUGAGCUUGAUCGACCACCCAAUUUAUUCCAACACAUUCUACCUCAUCCGAUCACUUUCAAGGUCCGUAUCUACUCUUCGGACUUUCUUUAUUGAUUGUAACUCCAUUCAGAGCCCAUUUGACAAUGAGUCAUCUCAUAAAGCUAGUGACUCUUCCAAUUUGUCGAGGUCUAUUUUGGAGAUAGUUUCAUCAAAUUAUGAUAAGGAAAUGACUUUUGACCGAGAGGGAAGUUUUGUUUCGAGCUUACUCAGAAUUUUGAAUGUUUUGGACCCUGUCUACACGGCCAUGAUGUAUUUUUCAACCCAGAAAUCAAAAGAAAGAACUAUCAAAAGACACUUUGGUGAAAUCAGUAAUGCAAAGUUUGUUAUUUUGCUUGCAUUGUUGGCAAACUUUAUUUUGGACUUCACGUCGUUCCGCUAUGAGAUAGUGAACAACGACACUUUCCUUAAGGAUUUGUCCAAUUUGUACAAGAAGGCCACGGAAACCAAAAGAGAAUACGAUUACUCUGAAAUUAAAGAUUUAGAAUUGAGAGACACAGCCUAUGAACUGUCAAAGAUACAACUUGGGGUAUUGCAAAUCAUCAAGAAUUACCUCUACAACGAAAAUGAAGAGAAUAGGAAGUACAUGUGGGAGUUCAUCCCUUUGUCAAUUGUUUUUGAGAAAUCCCUUUAUGGUAUACUAAUUCCAGCAUGUGAAGAUAACGAAUUGCACAAAAUGUUAUUGCAACACAAGGUCAUUGCAUUCGAGAUUAUGAGAAACCUUACGGCGUCGUCCACAUAUUUCAGUGAGAUUAUUAAGGAUUUGUACACGGAAUUCGUUCAGGAGCAAGAAAAAGAGGGCUUGAACCAUCUUCCUUCGGAAUGGAAUGACUACCUUGUGUCGAGUAUCUUAUCGUUUGACUUGUUUGUUGAUGUUUCCACUAUCGAUAAGCUCGAAACAAAGUUUUUGAGCGACGACGAGUUUUUACUUCGCCUACUUCUAGAUCCAGAUUACGUGCGACUUAUUGUUGGCAUCAAUUACACAGAAGAUCACAGGUACACUAACAGUACAACACUUCGGAAACGUGAUCUUCCAAGUAAUAACCUCUUGAAUGUCUGGAAGAGACUUUUGGAAGUCGAGUUACUGAAGGAUCUAGAACGCAAGAUUUGUCACGGCUCGUCGGAAAAGACUCUUCAACUUUUCUCACAAUUGAGCGAGGUCAAAGUGUCGAUUGAUUGGCUCUUGAUUAAUUUAACGUGGAAAGACCAGGAUUUUGGCUACCCGCUCACUGAUAAAGUCAAUUUCCGUCUUUUGGAUACGGUGAGAGCGAACUCCGAUAGCAGCAAUAUGUUUUCAGCCACAAAUAUCGUGGUUGAAGAUAACGAAGACGAAGAGGAGGAGGAAGAAGGGGAUGAAAAACAGUCGCGUGAAAGUGGGUUUGACUUAGAUCUGAUGCACGAGAAUACUGUUGUGUCUCCGGAGGACCGAGCACAACUCCUCUAUAAACACGGAUUUGCAAACACAUUGCAGAGAUUGAUCCGGGGCAUGUGUACGCCCGUUUUUGAUAGUGACCAAACAAGGCACGAGACAAUGAAACGGUUUCAGAAUCUCAAUGCGAACGAUUUGUACGAGAAGUCCAAAACCGCACAUCAUCAAAUAAUUCAGCUCGUGGCCGGAGUACACGAUAAUCCGCGACAAGUGCGGUUCCGUGAGCGCAAAGAGGAGAAGCAUCCAUUGCGGCGCCAGAGCAACAUCAUCAAUGCGAGAGAUGGGUUCCGUGCCAGACAAGAAAUCCAACAAGCGGCGGAAAUGCUCAUGAUCGAGCCUGAAAGUGAGGGCGACCAGAAUGAAACAGACGAAAGCAAUCAUACUGAGCCUGAGGCAGAUAUGGACGAUUACUGGAUUAGGUAA
Molecule: messenger RNA, 3513 nt
Organism: Clavispora lusitaniae ATCC 42720
Lineage: Eukaryota; Fungi; Ascomycota; Pichiomycetes; Serinales; Metschnikowiaceae
Biological process (GO): proteasome-mediated ubiquitin-dependent protein catabolic process
Cellular component (GO): GID complex
Source: RefSeq, a predicted model, not a curated record